Molecule: messenger RNA, 981 nt
Organism: Blastocystis hominis
Lineage: Eukaryota; Bigyra; Opalinata; Blastocystidae
Exons: 2
Coding region: 1-981 (326 amino acids)
Biological process (GO): transmembrane transport
Cellular component (GO): membrane
Molecular function (GO): myo-inositol:proton symporter activity
Source: RefSeq, a predicted model, not a curated record
AUGUCCCUUGUUGCUACAUUAUUCCCUAUUUUGAUGAUUCUAUGGGAUAACUAUUGGUAUAUCACCAUUAUGCGAGGCUUCAUUGGACUCAGUAUAGGUCACGCCUCUGCACUUUGCUCUCAUUAUGCAAAUUCUCUUGUUAAUGAGGAGAUUAAGGGUCGUAUCGGCUCCCUUUUCCAACUCUCCAUCACAUUCUUCAUCUUCCUUGCGCAACUGAUGAACUUCUUGCUCGUUCCUUCGUUUGAUCCUAGCAACUGCGUCCCACUCUCGCCCCUCAGCUGGAGAUUGCAGCUAGGAAUAUCAUCAGUCAUAGGAGUAGCCACUGCAAUUACUCUUUGGUUUGCUCCGCCGAUGCCUGUAGAAGAAAAGAAAGAAGUGAAGGCUCAGAAGAGUACUGAAAGUCUGUUUAGUAUGAAGAACAUUCGCUGGUUAGUGUUUGCCAUUAUGCUGGCAGUAAUGAACCAGCUGACUGGAAUCAAUGGAGUGAUGUAUUAUUGCGCUCAGAUUCUGGCAAGUGCUGGAAUCGAAAAUGUACUAUUUACUCAGAUGAUUGUGGUGGGUCUUUGGAAUAUGCUGACUGUUUUUAUCUUUAUGGCAGUUGUUGACCGAUUGUCGCGAAGACUCAUCUUUAUCAUGGCAUUAUCGAUCAUGAUUAUCGGAACUGUAGCUCUAAUCGCAUCGUUUAUGGUAUCUGGAAUUCCUGUUGUUGCCCUCAUUGGAAUGCUCUUCUACAUUCUAGGGUUUGAGAGUGGUCCUGGACCCCUGUUUUAUGUGAUGGCCACUCAGGACUUCCCCAAAGAAUUGGUCGCUCAGGGACUUUCUGUUUCUAAUAUUGUGCUAUAUAUACUGAACAUUGCAAUCUCAAUGUCGUUCCCUGUUCUGACCUCUGCGAUCGGAGCCGGAUAUACCUUUGUAAUCCUAUGUGGCUUCCAGGUACUCAGUUUACUAUACUUCGGAUUCGUAAUGAACGAGAAGUGGUGA